This is a messenger RNA of Diuraphis noxia (Russian wheat aphid), 792 nucleotides long. RefSeq lists its product as uncharacterized. NCBI's taxonomy places the organism in Eukaryota, Metazoa, Arthropoda, Insecta, Hemiptera, Aphididae. The record is from RefSeq and is a predicted model, not a curated record.
AUGAAAAUCAAAUUGUUUAAGGAAUUUAUCUUCAGUAGAAAUCAUAUACCAAAUCUCAUAGUUCAAACAUUUCCUGCAAGAAAAAAUGUGUUAGUUCGUUCACUUAAUUUUGAUGAUGGACAUACUGAUGAGUUUGAAGAUGAUGUACUUCUAUUUAGCGAAGAGAGUAAAAGUAAAAUAUUUAAAACAAAAAUUAUAGGUUUUGCUGAAACUAUGGUACCCAGAUUUGAAGAUAAGGAAUUCAAAUCUCAUUUUCGCUUAAAUAGAAGUAGUGUUCAGGGAAUUGUUGAUGCAAAUUUAAUGUUCAUUGAUAUAUUUGCUGGUUGGCCUGGUCGUUCUCACGAUGCAAGAGUAUACCGUUGUAGUAAGAUUGGCCAAAAAGUAAUUAAUGAUCCUGAAUCUGUUUUGCCACCAUCAUGCCAUAUUAUUGGAGAUGGUGCAUAUCCAUUAUCUGAAGGCUUGAUGAUACCCUUUAAGGAUAAUGGACGUUUGACAAGAGAACAAAAAAUAUUUAACAAAAAAUUAAGCAGUAGCCGAAUAUUGAUUGAACAAGCAUUUGGGAAAUUAAUAGAAAGAUUCAGGAAAUUAAAACAUAUGGAUAUAUAUAAAAAAGAUUUGUGUGGUAAAAUUGUUACUGCAGCAUGUUGUUUACAUAAUGUUUGUAUGUCGGUGAAGGAUAAUUUUGACUGUGAUGCAAUAUUACCAGAAAUCGACUCUCUGGAAUCCAACGAAGAAGAAACUAUAAGUGGUUUAGAAAAACGGUAUAUGUUAUGCCAUYUAUUAGCUAUCUAA